AUGGAUGAAGACUUUGUGGAACCAAAACCAAAAAGAUUUAAACAUGUGACAACAGAAGAUAUUGAAAAGUUGUUCGAGGUGAGACAAGCCCCUAGUACCAAGAAAAACACAGCCUGGGGAUUGAAAAUAUUUCAAGAGUGGAACAAGGAGACAACAGGGAGGGAGUUAAACCUGGGUACAGUUUCCGAAGAAGACCUUGCUGAAAGCCUCAGUAAAUUUUACUGUGAAGUGCGGCCAGCCCCCAAAAGUCAAGACCAAGACAAUAUUGAGAAUGUGUACCAUAGAAACAGUCUCAUCAGCAUCCGAGCAGCAAUAAACCGACAUUUGUCUGAUAUUCACAGAAACAUUGAUAUCGUCAGGGAUAAACAAUUCAAAAUGUCCAACGGAAUACUAGAUGGCCUUCUUAAACAGAGAAUGAGACUCGGCCUUUCCAAACCGGUGACGCACAAAGAGAUUAUAGACCAAGAUGACCUGGAGAAAAUUGCAGCUUAUUUUGAAUAA
Pecten maximus is the source of this 501-nucleotide messenger RNA. RefSeq lists its product as uncharacterized. The transcript has 2 exons. The record is from RefSeq and is a predicted model, not a curated record. NCBI's taxonomy places the organism in Eukaryota, Metazoa, Mollusca, Bivalvia, Pectinida, Pectinidae. Bases 1 to 501 code for a protein of 166 amino acids.